This is a messenger RNA of Aspergillus uvarum CBS 121591, 2264 nucleotides long. RefSeq names its product oleate delta-12 desaturase odeA. Lineage: Eukaryota; Fungi; Ascomycota; Eurotiomycetes; Eurotiales; Aspergillaceae. Gene Ontology annotation, molecular function: oxidoreductase activity. The coding region runs from base 385 to 1788 and encodes 467 amino acids. The record is from RefSeq and is a predicted model, not a curated record. The transcript is spliced from 3 exons. Gene Ontology annotation, biological process: lipid metabolic process.
UUUUUUUUUUUUCUCCCUCCCUGGUUCGCCGCGCUCCCCUCCUCCCUCCCCCGGGUUCUGUGUUGAACACCUUAUUAUCACGUCUUAUUCUUCUUCCUCUCUCUCGCCUUCUUCCUCCUGUCGUUCUUCUUUCCCUCCUCACGCUCCUCUUCUCCUCAUCCUGUCCCUCCUCCCCCCUAAGUCGACGAAAGGCUUUCCUGAGGUGGUCAGUCAGAUCCCUCUCACUGUCCCCUGCCUUGCUGUCAAUCCCCCGACCUGGUCGCUUUUCGUUGUGUGGGAACCCCUUCCAUCCAGUGCAUCUCGGCUCUGAUCUCCUCCGAGCAUUGCUUUGAUCAAUUGUCUUGUCUAGAGCUUGCAGAUUCACCACAGGACCGAAAAGUCAACAUGUCCUCCACGGCUCUCCCCAAGCGCGUUGCGCUGCACCGCAACCCCACCACCGACUCUUCGGUGGCCAGCUCCAUCGCUCCUUCUCCGAUGGACAGCCCUCGCCAGUCUCCUUCGACCACCUCUCUGUCCUCGCUGGCCUCCGAGGCGGAGGCUCGCAGCAAGAUGCUGGAUACCUAUGGCAAUGAGUUCAAGAUCCCGGAUUUCACCAUCAAGCAGCUCCGUGAUGCCAUCCCCGCCCACUGCUAUGAGCGCAAGGCCUUGACCAGUCUGUCCUAUGUCGCCCGCGACUUGUUCUGCUUGGCCACCGUCUUCUAUGUCUUCCACAACUAUGUGACCCCGGAGAACAUCCCCUCCACGCCCAUCCGUACCGCUUUAUGGGCCCUUUACACCGUCGUGCAGGGUCUGCUCGGAACCGGUGUCUGGGUUCUGGCUCACGAGUGUGGACACCAGGCUCUCUCCCCGUCCAAGGUUCUGAACGACACCGUUGGCUGGGUCUUGCACUCUGCUCUCCUGGUGCCUUACUUCUCCUGGAAGAUCUCCCACGGAAAGCACCACAAGGCUACUGGUAACCUUGCCCGCGACAUGGUCUUCGUCCCGAAGACCCGCUCGGAGUUUGCUACUCGCGUCGGCAGAGCCAUCCACGAGCUGAAUGAGCUGAUGGAGGAGACCCCCAUCCUGACUGCUCUCAACCUGGUCCUCCAGCAGCUGUUUGGAUGGCCGAUGUACCUCCUCACCAACGUUACCGGCCACAACAACCAUGAGCGCCAGCCCGAGGGUCGCGGCAAGGGCAAGAAGAACGGUUACUUCGGUGGGGUCAACCACUUCAACCCCUCCAGCCCCCUGUACGAGGCCAAGGACGCUAAGCUCAUCUUCCUGAGUGACCUCGGUCUUGCUAUCACCGGAACCGUUUUGUACCUGGUUGGCUCCAAGUUUGGCUGGAUGAACCUUCUGGUUUGGUACGGCAUUCCCUACCUCUGGGUGAACCACUGGCUCGUUGCCAUUACCUACCUCCAGCACACUGAUCCCACUCUCCCCCACUACCACCCCGAUGUCUGGAACUUUGUCCGUGGUGCUGGCGCCACUAUCGACCGUGACUUCGGCUUCGUCGGCCGUCACAUCUUCCACGGCAUCAUCGAGACCCACGUUCUCCACCACUAUGUCAGCACGAUCCCCUUCUACAACGCCGAUGAGGCUAGCGAGGCCAUCCAGAAGGUCAUGGGUAACCACUACCGUACCGAGGCCCACACCGGAUGGACUGGUUUCUUCAAGGCCCUCUGGACCAGCUCCCGUAUCUGCCAGUGGGUUGAGCCCACCGAGGGCGCCGAGGGCGAGAGUGCCGGUGUCAUGUUCUACCGUAACACCAACGGCAUUGGUGUUCCCCCCGCCAAGGUUGCCCAAUAGAUCUGUUCUCGGUCGACACAUAGAACGCGCGUCGUUUUCAUUCCCUCAAUUCUCCAGAUUAGGGAGGAUUGUGUCAUUUCUGUCUUGUUCAAUUUUUUUUUCCGUGGUGCUCUCGCAGGAUCGAAUUGGCCACGAUAUGCUCAGCACUCGUCAUAGAGUAUCUGCUGCGAGUUGAUUGAUCGGCAUUCGAGCGCUGAAGGCGUAUAUGGAGUGGAAGUGGGAGCAGGCGGGGUUGGGUUAAUUGUGAUUGUUGGAUUGUUGUAAAAGAAAAACACAAAAGCAAAACACCCAUUCUUUCUCAGCUGGCCAUUAAUAUCUUGGGAGCCAUUUCCUUACUUUGAUUCCCUUCGAGAUGUCCUCAUCACCCAUCAUCUCGUGUAUGAUUUCUGAGCUCAAUAGAAUAAUGUCUGCAUCGUUCAAUGUUUAGCAUAUUUAUCCGUUCUGUUACCCCUCGUACAUCGUGAUCAGCUCCGAGC